Neoarius graeffei (lesser salmon catfish) is the source of this 3124-nucleotide messenger RNA. RefSeq lists its product as uncharacterized. The coding region runs from base 157 to 903 and encodes 248 amino acids. Gene Ontology annotation, cellular component: mitochondrion. The transcript has 2 exons. The record is from RefSeq and is a predicted model, not a curated record. Gene Ontology annotation, biological process: regulation of autophagy. Lineage: Eukaryota; Metazoa; Chordata; Actinopteri; Siluriformes; Ariidae.
UAGGGAAGAAAGAGAAGGAGAGUGAGGUGGGGGAAGCAUUGUUUUUCCUCGUGGAGCAGCAGUUGAGUGCUAGGCUGUGGCAGGGAGCAGUGUGAAGAACAAGGAGAGAAGAGGAGACCCUCAGAAACCCCCAGGUACCAGAGACGUAGUAGAGUGAUGCGGCCCAGGUCUAGACUGCUGGCUAAGCGAGGCCUCCCAACCAUCCGCGAGGGUUCGGAGGAACUCGUGCAUGACCUGAACCAGACCAACAGCCAGCACAGCAGUGCGCAGGACUACUUCCACUCCAUCUGCCAGCUGGCCCGGCCUACUUUUCCCUUGCACGAGCCAGACCGUGACAUCCUGUCCAUUGGCAGGCUGGACUCUCCAAAGCCAUGUUUGCGCCCGCACCGUUUACGCCAGCUUGCGCAGCUUCCCCUAACCUGCCCCGUUGACACUUCCACAACCCAGUCACCCAAGGUAGAGAUGCCGGGGCCUUCUUCCUCAGAGCCAGAGCAAGCCCAAGGCUCAGAGCAGGACUGCCCAACCUCCACUGACCCUCUGGAGUACCUCUAUGGUUACAGAGAAGCACAAGCUUCAUCUUCCUCCACCAAAAGGGGCAACAUUCCUCUUCGUAGGGCAUGCAGCGUGCCCUGCCCUGGUCUUGAUAUCCAGAGCAAAAGCAGUUGCCCUGAUCUGCGUCUACCAGAGUCCGUCCCUUCUCCUGUCGUGCCACAGCGUUCGCCGAUCAGCAGAAAGAAGCUAGACGGCACCAAGGUCGAUGGCACCCAUUGUGGUUGGAGGGCAAAAAGCAGCCGCAGCAUGGACAAACAAACAAUUGUGUCGCACUGGAUCUCUGAGUGCCGGAGCGCAUGGAGGGAAGCCCGUAUCCGUGCCUGCAUGCUGCCCGCCAUUGCCGAGAAGUAAUCCUGCUCCAUUUCUUGCAAGCUGCAUCUCCACUCGCUGUCUACAAACAUUUAUCAAUAUCACAACUACAUAGACGAAUGAUGUGACUUCACGGUUUCAGGUUUAUUUAAAUACCUAACCAUUUUUAGGUGUAAACUAAUCAAAAGUGACCCUAUAGAUGGUGACGUGUUAAUGCCACACCACAGUGUAAAGUAACACUAAAUAAUUGUCAGUGAUAAAACUGGUCAAUGUCAGUCCAGUCAUGUCCAGUUGUGAUCAAUAUCUGUGUUGGUUGUUGGACGAUUUUAACAUUGUUUGGUGAUUUGAAAAAAAAAAACAUAUUAAAACUGCAGUACUAAAAUAGAAUGGUCUGUAUUUACAUUUUAGAUGGUAGAAAAUGAUCCAAUGUCAGGACAAUGCACAAACAGAUAUCACUGUGUGUUUAUUAUAAGAUUUAUUUGCAUUUUUUUUUAGUACAGUCCUGUUUGUGCAAGUCAUAUAUAUGGCAGCUAAGGCAAAACAGAUCAUUAAAAGCAAUUCUGACAAAGACAUCCCAUGAUAUUUCAGAGAAAUUCAAGACAACAAAUUUAUUCCGACCCAUGGCUACAGGAAACUAAUAUAAUAUAAAAUGCUGUUUUUAUACCCGCCUGGAAGAACCAUACAUAUCAGAAAGACAAUCUCUGGGUGUAUAUAUUUAUGAAUGAUGGUAUUCCCAAAGAGAUCCGGUUUUGCCGAGUUUGCUUGGCAAAAAAAAAAAAAAAUCCAACUGCUGAAUGAAUAAAAACAACCAAAUGAAAGGGGUUAUAAUUUAAUUUAACACUAACCCAAAGCUUGUGGUAUCACACAAGCAAUAACUCGCUGCCAUCUGCUGCCUCCACAGAUGUUUGUGAACAUCUGUAAUUGGCCCAUGUUGAAAUUUGUCAAUUUUAAGUCAGUCAGUCCCUAUUCAUUCUGACGUCAUGAUCACAACAGAUAUCGUUUCUAUGCCCUUAAAGGAUAUAACAUCAUUUAUUUCUGCCCAAAAUCUAUCUAUGUCCCAUAAACAUUAGGCAAAGAUGGCUUUUUCAUAUCAUUUCAAUGUCUUUGCACUCACUGAGAUGGAUGUACUGGAGACCGAUAUGUUAAACCAAAAUUAAAGGUAGACUGCCUUUCAGAUUUUUCAAGUGUAAAAAAUUUUCAAAAGAAUUUUCCUUGACACUCAGUCAUUUUUGUUUAGUGGACCAAAAACUACUGAAUAUGAAUCAGAUUUCAAAUUUUAUUCUUUUUUUUUUAAAGAGAACAAUUAAUGAAUUUAGGGCCAUGUGACCCUAAAUUCUCUGCUAUUUUUUCCUGCUUCACCAUGACCCAAUUCAAGAUACUACAUCACGCAUCAUGUGGUGGGCUUUCCCCGUUCACACAAGGCAUUGUGGGAUACACAUUUGCAACAGGAGAGAAAAAUGGAGGACGUGAGUGUGCGAAUGAAACAUGAAAGACCGACUACAGUAACGGAAAGAAAGCGAGAAGAAAAGACGUUAUGUUAUAUACGAAGGAAAGGAAACGCAGGAAAUAUCAAACUAAUAAAUAUCGGCGGUCAGCGAGCACCUCGGUGUGAUCAGCUGUUCGUUUAGCGACAGAAUGAUGGAACUGUCAGUGCACGUUCAAAGGGAAACCUGUAGAUGGCAGUAAUGCAACACUGUGGAUGCCAGCUGCCGUAAAACGCAAAAGAAGAAGAAGAAGAAGGUAAACCUGCGCAUGCGCACACGGACUUCCUCUGUCUGCUUGACUGCACGAAGCGAGCGAUUUCAUGCACAUUAUUUGCUUUAAUCCCCUCAAAUUAAAUAACUUCCCAGCCACAGAAUGGCCUGUUAUUUUAUGAGAUAUUACAGAAAUAAACAAUCACAGUGACCACAUUUCAGAGGGAAGUAAAUUUCACCGAUUUUAUGAAAUCGAAAGGCCAUCUAGCUUUACUUAGAAAGUAUACCAUACUUUUAUAAAUUGUACCCUUGCACUUCAAAGCCCAUUUCAAAUCAGAAGCAUUUAUGUCAAGAAAAGCCAAUGAAGCGCUGUACUGUUAUCCUUAUAUGACUGUUCUUACUCACAGACCCUUGGAAAAAAAAAAAAAAGAUUCCAGCACUGAUUUGGCAUUUCCAGUGUUUGCAGGUAAUUUAACUGUUAAAUGAUGAACCAUAGAAGAAAUUGCUGCAUGGAUUUUGUAAAUGAUUUUCUAUUUAUGCUUUGUUGAAAUGUUGUAAAUUAUUAUUAU